AUGACUCAGAUGUUGGCAGAUGGUAGAUUUACUGGAAUCCCCUUUGAUGUUAUUGGUGGAGGUUUGACAGGAGCUGGAGAGGGCCUGGGACGUUUCGGAGAGGAUAGGCUAAGGGAGUCAAAUAUGUCUACAAGAUCGGAGAAUUUGAGUGGGAACAUUUUGGGGUACCAUUCUGACUGGUCAGGGACCGAUUGUGCUCACGAUCCAGCAGAAACAAUUUAG
Molecule: messenger RNA, 222 nt
Organism: Botrytis deweyae
Lineage: Eukaryota; Fungi; Ascomycota; Leotiomycetes; Helotiales; Sclerotiniaceae
Exons: 1
Coding region: 1-222 (73 amino acids)
Source: RefSeq, a predicted model, not a curated record